Messenger RNA from Wyeomyia smithii (pitcher-plant mosquito), 2553 nucleotides. It is a transcript of the gene Hmu, whose product is annotated as adipocyte plasma membrane-associated protein Hemomucin. The record is from RefSeq and is a predicted model, not a curated record. Gene Ontology annotation, biological process: biosynthetic process. Gene Ontology annotation, molecular function: strictosidine synthase activity. The transcript has 4 exons. The coding region runs from base 282 to 1973 and encodes 563 amino acids. NCBI's taxonomy places the organism in Eukaryota, Metazoa, Arthropoda, Insecta, Diptera, Culicidae.
CUUUUCGCCUUCAGACUGUGGUUAAUGCCGUGUCAUCACAUUAGUCUUAGCAGGAUCUGUCUAUCGGUACGACGUAGGUGUUAGGAAACGUAGCCCUGGUCUGGUGUAUAGAUUGUUCGGUGAAAAACGGUUCCUACAUGCCUAUCCGCGACCGGAAGUUGUCCCAACAGAAGUGCUGAUUGAGCGUGCGUGUGAUUUGUGGGCAGCUUCAAACAGAAGGUCAAAUAGCCGGUCUACUGGCGCGACGUAGUACGCCUCACCGCUAGAAGCAACGCGAAGGGAUGGGUCUGCUGUAUAAAAUUCGCAUUCGGGUGGUAAACUGCUUGGUGUUCUUUUUCCUGGUUACUUUGAUGCCGGGUUUACCACCGAAAACGACGUUUCCGUUCGAGGCUAUCAGCAUUUCACCGCUGAGGGAACUCAAGGGUAGCCUAACACCGACUAACCACCUGGACAAUGCCGAACGUUUGUUCGAGGGUAAGAUUCACGGUCCGGAGAUGCUACUGGUACGUGGCAAGGAUAUGUACGUGUCCCUACACGGUGGUGAAGUGGUACGGAUCAACGGCCCCCACAUCACGCAUGUUGCGAAAUUGGGAAAACCCUGCGAACACUUCUUCGAAGAGAGUACUUGUGGACGACCUCUCGGACUGGCGUUUGAUACACAGAGUGACAGUUUGAUCAUAUCGGACGCUUACUAUGGCAUCUGGAAGGUAGACCUUUCUAGUGGUGAUAAGGUACAGCUUGUGUCACGGGAUGUCGUUCUGGAUGGUAAGGUCAUUAAUCGGAAAGCUCGGCUUAUGAAUUCAGUGACGGUAGCUAAGAAUGGUGACAUUUACUGGACGGACUCUUCAUCGGAUGUCGAUUUGCUGGACGGUGUUUACACUAUUCUACUUAAUCCGUCCGGUCGUCUUUUCCGUUACGAUCGAAAGACGAAGAAAAACAUUGUUCUACUGGAUAAUCUGUAUUUCGCGAAUGGUGUAGCCUUGAGUCCGGACGAAGAGUUCGUCCUUGUGGUGGAAACAAUGUCAUCGACGAUCCGCCGAGUUUACCUGAAGGGACCGAAAGCAGGAACAGAUGAUGUUUUUGUUGACGGAUUACCUGGUUUGCCAGAUAACCUAGUUGCUGAUGAGGAAGGUCUGUGGGCUCCCCUCGUAAUGGCUGCCGAUGAUGAAAAUCCAUCAGUGCCUCGUUUACUGUCGAAGGUUCCUCUUAUUCGCAAGUUCCUGGCUCGGAUGCUGUCGCUAGCGGAGAUGCCAUUCCGUUUGCUGCACCAGGUUUGGCCGUCUACCCACUCUCUUCGUCUGUUGCACACGAUUGGACAUUUUGAAACGAUGUCUUUCCUUACCGCAGACCGUGUGACCAUUGUCCGUUUGAAUUGGGAAGGACAUAUUAUCGGUUCAUUGCAUGGUUUCGAUCGUUCCGUCAGUUCUAUUUCGCAUGUUGCAGAGCUUGGUGACUAUUUAUAUCUAGGGUCACCAUAUAACACAUAUCUGGCUCGGGUGAAAAUGCCAAAGGGCUUGAAGGUCCGUGUUCAGAAUGUUCGCUUUGAACCGGAGGUUGCACCAAAAGCAACCACCACUACUACUACCACAACAACGCCUAAACCUACGACUACAACAACUACUACUACCACCACCACUCCUAAACCAGUGACUACCACAACAACCACCACAACUUCCAAGCCGCCUCCGACCACUACUACUACAACUACAACCACCACAACCCCGAAGCCAACUACCAAAACAACCCCGGCAGCGGAGAAACCUAAACCAUCCAAGGUUCCACCGCCUCGUUCCACAACCGAAGCCCCUCCAAAGCAAGUUAAAACCGAAAAACCAACUACCACCACCACUCCGGCACCCCCAGUAAAGGAGCAACCGGCGCCGAUUCACGAAAAGAUCCCCAACGACACACCGAAACCGCAACAGGAGAAACUAAAGGUUAUCAAACGGGGCGGCGAGCAAGGCGAGCUCUAAACUAACUCUAAACUUUCCUCCCUCCGCAACCUCCGUUCAUUCCCCGUAUUACAUUCCUACUCCACACACAGCUUUGUUCGGUAGGAGUUUAAAGUUACCGAAAGCAAACGCACAAUUAUCUGUUCGCUGGCCAGAUCGAGUCCAGAGAGCGCACACGAGCGGCUCAGCAUUUCAUGUUUGCUGCUGUCAUUCCCAGUGAGCAAAAUCGCUGAAAAGUCUGAUUUAUUAUUAUUAUUGCUUUCCCGUGCGCCAAUCUACAACACCAUCACGGCAGCCGUAUCGAACAAACGUAUUUUAUGAUUAGUGCAGCUUGAGACUAACUACAGGAUGGCCUCUGAGUUUCGGUCGUCCUUAGCAUGGUACAUUUGAAUGUGAAGGUAAAAUUUAAGAAAAGAAAAGAUUUUUGGUUGUUGUGGGAUCCAUGGGUUGGUGUUGAGUUCUAUGAUUACUACGCAUAGCGAUCCGCGUAAGGUUGAUUAUCGUCGCGAAAUUUUUCCAUAAUCACAAAGUAGUCAGCGGUAAAAAGAAACAGUAGCUGGUAAGGACUUUUGUUUCAAAUAGAACUAGUAAUUAGAAAUUA